Drosophila grimshawi is the source of this 2461-nucleotide messenger RNA. RefSeq names its product ribosomal protein S6 kinase beta-2 (gene S6k). Lineage: Eukaryota; Metazoa; Arthropoda; Insecta; Diptera; Drosophilidae. Bases 626 to 2143 code for a protein of 505 amino acids. Gene Ontology annotation, molecular function: protein serine/threonine kinase activity; ATP binding. Gene Ontology annotation, biological process: protein phosphorylation; signal transduction. The transcript has 10 exons. The record is from RefSeq and is a predicted model, not a curated record.
UGCAAUCGCUGUCCCAACAUACCUCGUGUUCUGGUUGCAAACAAAGAAAAAGUGCAUUUUAAUUGUUAUUAAAUUCACAUUUCAUUUAAUUUGAAUAUUUCGCAUUGUUUUCCCCAAGCCGUGUGUGUGGGUGUGAGUGUGUGUGUGUAAGCAACUUGCGUGCGCCUCACUGUAUGCGUCUCAUGGUCGCGUCAACGUCUCUCUCCGCAUGAGUGUGAGUGCGCGCCUCAGUGUGUGUGUGCGUACGUGUGCGUGUGCGUGCGUGUGUGUGCGUGUGUGUCUGUGUAUUGGCAUUGUGUGGCUGUGGCAUUGGCGCUCCGCUGCUGCCGUUGCUGCUGCUGCCUGCUGCGCCACCAUUUCCAUUCAGAAUUCUAUUAACUAAUAAACAAAUAACCUUCGGGGGCCGCGCCUGACGCGAGUAAGCCAAAGCCAAAAAUCAAGUCGCAGCAUUGCCCAAAAGAAAGUGCGUCUUGUUGCGCUGUUUCCGUAUUGUUUCCGCAGCAGAAGCUGAAACAGCAACAGCAACAAAUCCAAAAAGCAAAAACCAAAAGUGUUUCUGCGAGUGUGUGAGUGAGUGUGCGUGUGUGCGCGUGUGUGUUUGUGUGAGCGACAAACACAACGACAAAUGGCGGACGUAAGUGAUACAAGUGAAGUCUUCGAUCUCGAGCUGCACGAAGAUGACAAAGCGCGAGACUCGGAUGACGACAGGAUCGAAUUGGAUGAUGUCGACCUAGAACCGGAAUUGAGCAUAAAUCUACACCAAGAUACUGAGGGCCAGGAAACCAUACAGCUCUCCGAGGAGAAUGUCAAUCCGGGCAAAAUCAAAUUGGGCCCAACGGAUUUUGAGCUCAAAAAAGUGCUCGGCAAAGGUGGCUACGGCAAAGUAUUUCAGGUGCGCAAAACCGCUGGACGUGAUGCCAACAAUUAUUUUGCCAUGAAGGUGCUCAAAAAGGCAUCCAUAGUGACCAAUCAAAAGGACACGGCGCACACGCAAGCCGAACGAAAUAUACUCGAGGCAGUUAAGCAUCCGUUUAUUGUGGAAUUAGUGUAUGCGUUUCAAACAGACGGUAAAUUGUAUCUGAUACUCGAGUAUCUGAGUGGCGGUGAGCUUUUUAUGCAUUUGGAGCGUGAGGGCAUCUUUCUGGAGGAUACAACAUGCUUCUAUUUGAGCGAGAUCAUAUUGGCUUUGGGCCAUUUACACAAGCUGGGCAUCAUCUAUCGUGAUCUGAAGCCGGAGAAUAUAUUGCUGGACGCACAGGGUCAUGUGAAGCUAACGGACUUUGGUCUGUGCAAGGAGCACAUACAAGAGGGUAUUGUCACCCACACCUUCUGCGGCACAAUUGAGUACAUGGCACCUGAAAUUCUAACUAGAAGUGGCCAUGGCAAAGCCGUCGAUUGGUGGUCACUGGGCGCACUCAUGUUUGACAUGCUCACGGGUGUACCGCCGUUCACCGCGGAGAAUCGCAAGAAAACCAUUGAGACCAUACUUAAAGCGAAGCUUAUUCUACCAGCCUACCUCACACCCGAUGCCAGGGAUCUGGUGCGACGCCUAAUGAAGCGACAGGAGUCACAACGUUUGGGCAGCGGACCCGCAGAUGCGGCGGCGGUACAAACACAUCCAUUUUUCAAGCAUGUCAACUGGAACGAUGUAGUCAAUCGACGCCUAGAGCCACCCAUUAAGCCGCUACUGCGAAGCGAGGACGAUGUCUCACAGUUUGAUACGAGAUUCACAAGACAAAUUCCCGUGGAUUCACCGGACGAUACAACCCUCAGCGAAAGUGCCAAUUUAAUUUUCCAAGGUUUCACCUACGUUGCGCCAUCGAUAUUGGAGGAGAUGCAUCGGGCAAAUCGAAUGCCGGCGCGUUCACCGAGGCGCACACCGCGACAUCAGCAUCCGGAUAACAGUUUUCGACUGCAGUUCCCAUCCGUCAAUCCAAAUGUGAGCGGCAAUGUGGGCGCCAUGGGCAUGCAACGUUCAACGAUGUUUGCAAGGGCAACGGCGCCACAUCAACAACAACAGCAGCAGCAGCAGCAACACCAGCAUCCUCAUCCGCAUCCGCUUCAUAUGCAAACGUUUGCGCCGCGACCAUCACCAGCGCAGGACGAGAUGAUGGAUGUGCAGCAGGGACUGCCAAUGGUCUAAGGUUACUAACGAGGAAGGAGCGAUUGUUUUUGUUAUUACACGGAUAGAGGAGAAGGACGAGGGAAAGGCGAUUGAGAUCGCGUGCUACGAUGAACGUUUUGUUUGGAUAUACAUAAAUACUAAAGUUAGACACAUACACACAUACUAUAUAUGACAUAUAUAUAUAAACAACAUAUGCUACAGCUAUAGCCAACUAUAUAGAAAUAACUAUAUAUAUACAUAUAUUUGGUAUAUGUAUGCAUGUAGAUUGUGAGAUACUAAUGAUGAAAGUAGCUGGCUGGAGCGAGUUCCGGAUCGUGUAUAAAUACUUACCACUUA